AACCUCUUCUUCUUUCUUCAUCUUCAUCAUCUUCCUCCUUUCGGUGUGCUGUCGCAGCGUUUGUUCUCCACCGGUCGAACGUUUUCCCCACUCUCCGCCCUCCAUUUUCGCUCUAUUUACAGAGCCUGCCACUCCACGGAGCUUCGUCAUCUUCUCCCCCCACUCCCACUCCACAUUCCGGCCAUAUCGCUUCACUCCUCCUCCUCCUCCUCCUCUGCCGGAAACGAAUGUACACACUAUGAGAUUCUCUGACUCUUUACAGCUAAGGCUUCUUCGGUCGUUUGCUUCUCCGAGUAUCUGUCUGUGACUGUAGAUUGCAGUUCAAUCGCUGGUUGAAUUCAUUUCUUGUUCUUGACAUUGAAUCCGAGCUCAAGAUUCGAGUUCAUCAGGUUGACUGUGAGGAGCCGAUUAGGUUUCCCGUGAAUCUGUGCAUGAAUCUCGUAUGUAGGCAUAGGGAAAGACGUCGGGACAUCGGGUUUUGAGUUAUGGUGUCGGCGAAUGACCCGAUUGAAUCCUUUUUCAAUUCGAUUGAGGCGGUAAAGGGCGCUUUGUUGCCGCUCGAGUUGGGCAUUAGGAAGGCAGCUAGGGACAUUGAGUGUUGCUGGCCUGGCCCCAAGAAGAGGGCCGGCAGCAUCGAUUUGAGCGCUCCAUCGAGUGCCAGCGAUAAGAGGAACAAGUUUCAGGUUGGUGUCUGGAAGAAAAAGAAUGCCCCGUGUGUGGUGGGAGAAGAGAAAAAGAAGGGAUUGUCCAUUAAAGUUCCUUUAAAGACCAUCAUGGGCCUGUUUCUGCUGAAUUUGGGUAAUGGGGAUGGAGCCAUUGAAUCGGUGCAGGAGGAAAAGAAGGGUAGUAAAGCUAGGAAUUCCGAUGAAGACAACAAUGGGUCUUGCGGUAAUUGCUUGCAGUUUGCAGUUCAUUGGUCUUUGUUGGCGAAUAGCUUUGUUCAGGCAUUUCCAGCUCCGUUUAAGGCUUACAAGAAACGGAUUCACAGACCAAACGACGAAGCUAAGGAUGGUGUCUACAUGAAACCUAAGGUCGAGUGCGAGCCGAGGCAGAAGGAAUCAAAAAGUCAAGCUGCUAAAGCUGCGGUUCAGAAUAUUAUGGCCAUAAAUCUCGAACCUCUCGAGUGUUUCAUACAUUUCGUUAUCGAUCAGAUUGGACAAAAUCUUCAGAAGCUUGACCACAAAAUACAAGACAAGAAAGAGAAAGAGGGCCACGAUUGUUCUUCAGCCGCCCCAGAUGAUCAUGUUGCUCAGUUUGAUCAUCUUGAGGUGUUGACUAAUAUUUUGGAAGGCCGAAGGGCUGAUGUUAAUGGGUUCUUGGGAAACUUGAGGUUUGCACGAGUUGGUGGGGUGCCUCCGAGUAUGGUUGAUGUUUCUUCUUCAGUUAAUGAAGAGGGAGUGGAUGGUGCUGGGUCAGACAAUAGUGAAGAAGCGGGAGCUAGUAAUUCAGCACAAAAGUUGGCAAGUGGGAUACUUGGCAUUCCUUUGUCAAAUGUGGAGCGCCUGAGAUCUACCUUAUCCACGGUUUCGUUCACAGAACUAAUUGAACUUGUACCGCAGUUGGGACGACCUUCAAGAGACUACCCAGACAAGAAGAAACUCUUCUCUGUCCAGGACUUUUUCAAGUAUACAGAAUCUGAAGGACGGAGGUUCUUUGAGGAGCUGGAUAGAGAUGGUGAUGGCCAAGUGACUCUGGAGGAUCUGGAAAUUGCUAUGAGGAAAAGAAAAUUGCCAAAGAGAUAUGCUCGAGAAUUUAUGCGGCGCGCCAGAAGUCAUUUAUUUUCGAAAUCAUUCGGUUGGAAGCAGUUCUUGUCUUUGAUGGAGCAGCGAGAACCAACCAUUCUUCGAGCGUACACUACUCUAUGUUUGAGCAAAUCUGGGACACUCCAAAAGAGUGAAAUUUUGACGUCUCUCAAAAAUGCUGGCCUACCAGCAAAUGAUGAUAAUGCUGUUGCUAUGAUGCGAUUUCUUGAUGCCGACAAGGAAGGAUCUAUUUCAUAUGGGCAUUUCCGGAGCUUUAUGCUUCUACUUCCUUCUGAUCGACUCCAAGAUGAUCCUAGAAAUGUCUGGUUCGAGUCAGCUACUGUGGUUGCUGUUGCCCCGCCCGUGGAAAUACCUGCUGGAAGUGUCCUGAGAUCUGCAUUGGCAGGAGGUCUUUCCUGUGCUCUUUCUACUUCCUUGAUGCACCCAAUCGAUACGAUAAAGACUCGGGUGCAAGCAUCAACACUAUCAUUCCCAGAAAUCAUUGCAAAACUCCCAGAAAUUGGAGUUCGUGGAGUAUACAGGGGUUCAAUACCUGCUAUUAUCGGACAAUUUUCAAGCCAUGGCCUGAGAACGGGAUUUUUUGAAGCUACUAAGCUCGUGUUGAUAAAUUUCGCCCCCACAAUUCCUGACUUCCAAGUUCAAUCUGUGGCAUCAUUUUGCAGCACCGUUCUAGGGACAGCAGUGCGGAUCCCUUGCGAGGUCUUAAAGCAGCGGUUACAGGCUGGCCUCUUUGACAAUGUUGGGGAGGCUAUUGUUGGGACUUGGCAGCAAGAUGGUCUUAAGGGCUUCUUCCGUGGCACUGGUGCCACCCUGUGUCGAGAGGUCCCAUUCUAUGUAGCUGGCAUGGGACUCUAUGAGGAGUCCAAGAAGCUUGCCCAGCAUCUUCUAGGGCGGGAACUUGAGCCAUGGGAAACCAUUCUCGUGGGAGCUCUAUCUGGGGGCCUAGCUGCUGUCACGACUACGCCCUUUGAUGUCAUGAAGACAAGGAUGAUGACAGCCCCACAGGGCCAACCCGUCUCGAUGUCAAUGGUGGCCUUCUCAAUACUGCGGCGAGAGGGACCUCUUGGUCUAUUCAAAGGUGCAGUGCCUCGCUUCUUCUGGAUUGCCCCUCUUGGUGCCAUGAACUUUGCAGGGUAUGAGCUCGCUAGGAAGGCCUUGAACAAGCAUGAGGAGGCUGCAGCUACAGGUACAGCUACUGAUCAGUAGCGGCUUCCCAAGUAGUAGGCGAAUUCAAAUCCUGACUAUAGUGUGAGGUUCUUUCGCCAGAAGUGAAGUGGCAUGUGCGCUGCUCGGGCCUCCGCCAGUUUAAUAACCAAUCCGAUGCUGUCGUGAGAUUUUGUGCUUUCUUUUUCCGAUACUUUGUUUAAGCAGCAUUGCAGAUUGAAAUUUCAUCUGUCGACACCACCUGACUAUCCGUGACAAAAAUUUUGCCAAUUACUUCGUCCGAAUACAUGGCUCGGUUUUUGUUUUUGUAUCAUUCUCUCGGUUCUCUCUGCUUUGUAACUGCAUUUUGUAUACUCUCUGAAAAUUCUCAAUGCAAUUACAAUUCCUACGGAUUCAA
Molecule: messenger RNA, 3324 nt
Organism: Punica granatum (pomegranate)
Lineage: Eukaryota; Viridiplantae; Streptophyta; Magnoliopsida; Myrtales; Lythraceae
Source: RefSeq, a predicted model, not a curated record